Motacilla alba alba is the source of this 4052-nucleotide messenger RNA. It is a transcript of the gene DIXDC1, whose product is annotated as DIX domain containing 1. Gene Ontology annotation, cellular component: cytosol. The record is from RefSeq and is a predicted model, not a curated record. Gene Ontology annotation, biological process: canonical Wnt signaling pathway. NCBI's taxonomy places the organism in Eukaryota, Metazoa, Chordata, Aves, Passeriformes, Motacillidae. Gene Ontology annotation, molecular function: protein binding.
CUCCUCCCGCCGAGCACGCCCACAGCGAGCGGCGCUCCGGCUCCGCCAGCCCGGGCUGCACAGAUGGGACCAUGAGCGCCCUUCCCCGUGAGCUCCCGGCCUUUGUGCUCGGGAGGAAGAGGAGGGAGAGGCGGCCCGAGGCGCCGGCAGCGCAGCCCCGCAGCCCCUGAGCCCCCCGGGACGAUGCUCGCCUGCCUGGCCAGGGGCAAUCUGCUGGACAUCCUCCAGGAGGGCUUCACCGAGCACCAGCUGCAGGCCUACGUGGCCUGGGUGAACUCCCAGCUGAAGAAGAAGCCGGCGGUGAGGCCCGUGCGGGACCUGCGGCAGGACCUGCGGGAUGGGGUCACCCUGGCCCUGCUCAUCGAGAUUGUCGCUGGUGAGAAGCUGAGUGGCAUCGAGCUCAACCCCAGCAGCCAGCAGGAGAUGAGGGAAAAUGUGGAGAAAGUCUUACAGUUCGUGGCCUCCAAAAAGAUCCGCAUGCACCAGACGUCAGCUAAAGAUAUCGUCGAGGGCAACUUGAAAUCCACCAUGCGGCUGAUCCUGGCCUUGGCUGCUCACUUCAAGCCGGGCUCUGGCAGAGCUGGCAGCCCCGGCUCGGGGGGCAGGGGCUGGGCAGCCCCCCCGGGCAGCCUCCGGCCGCGCUCGGCCGCCGCCGUGGCGCAGGGAGCCGUGGCCGCGCUGGCCGAGGUCCGGCAGGACGUCCAGCAGUCCGGCCGGGACCUGUUCAGGCACAGACACAGGAACAGCAGCAUGGACGAGGAGAUUGAGAAUCCCUGCUGGAGCGUGCGGGCGCUGGUGCAGCAGUACGAGGGCCAGCAGCACCCUGCCAGCCUGACUUCACCCAGCCCUGUCCACAGUGCAAAGAGCGAAUCCACCGUAGCCCCCUCGGAGGAGAAGGAGAGGCUUGUGAUCCUCCAGGCUGAAGAAACAGAGCCUAAACCAGAAGAGGCCGAGGCUCGGCUCCAGCCCGAGUGGCAGGCAGGGAGCUCGGGGUCCUACCUGGAGAACUCAUGGGAGGAGCAGCUCCUGGAGCAGCAGGACCACCUGGAAAAGGAAAUGGAGGAGGCGAAAAAGAUGAUUUCGGGUUUGCAGGCUUUGUUGCUCAAUGGGUCUUUACCUGAGGAUGAGCAGGAAGGGUCCUUUGAACUUUCUGAGCGUGGAGCCUGCCCUGAGGAGCAGCUGAUCAUCAUCCGAAGCCGUCUGGACCAGAGCGUGGAAGAAAAUCAAGAUCUGAAGAAGGAGCUGCUGAAAUACAAACAAGAAGCUCGGAACCUCCAGGGAAUAAAGGACGCUCUGCAGCAGAGGCUGCUCCAGCAGGAUGCUUCAGUCCUGCAGCUCAAGCAGGAGCUGCUGAGAGCCAACAUGGACAAGGAGGAGCUGCACAACCAGAACGUUGACCUCCAGAGGAAGGUUGAAGAGAGGAACCGGCUCCUGGCAGAGUACAAAAAGGAGCUGUGCCAGAAGGAUCGGCACUUGCAGCAGCAGCAGACCAAGCUGGAUGAGAUGCUCAGGCAGCUUUCCGAGGCCAGCUACCAGCAGGUGGAUUUGGAGCGGGAGCUGGAGCACAAGGAGGCCCUGCUGGCUCACUGCAUGAAGAGAGAAGCUGAGGAGGUGAUGGCUUUCAGCAGUCACAGUGCCCAGAGCAAUGGCUUCCUCCAGCCAGCAGGAAAAGGAGCUGCUCCCGCAGCCCACCGCGGGACCAGUGACCUGCAGCUGGUCCGGGACGCUCUCCGCAGCCUGAGGAACAGCUUCAGCGGCCACGACCCGCAGCACCACACCAUCGACAGCCUGGAGCAGGGCAUCUCCAGCCUCAUGGAGCGCCUGCACCGCAUGGAGACCCAGAAGAGGCAGGAGAGGAGGGUGCGGGGGAAAUCACCAGCAAGCAGAGCAACCAACGAGUGCAGAGACUCCUGGCCUCCCAAAUCCAAGCUGCCUCACUCUCAGAGCACGCCCGUGAUGAGCACCAGUGCCUGCACCAAAGUGUUGUACUUCACCGACCGCUCCCUCACCCCCUUCAUGGUCAGCAUACCAAAGAGGUUAGGGGAAGUGACUCUGAAGGAUUUCAAGGCAGCCAUCGAUCGGGAAGGAACCCAUCGGUACCACUUCAAAGCCCUGGACCCAGAGUUUGGCACCGUGAAGGAGGAGGUGUUCCAUGAUGACGACAUCAUUCCUGGCUGGGAGGGGAAAAUCGUGGCCUGGGUGGAAGAAGACCACGGGGAGAAUUAAUGGAGCUUUCAAGCCCUGUUUCUAUGGAAACCUGUGACUGUCUGCAGAGCUCAGAGAGUGACCACGGAGCCCCAGUGCUGGGAGGAGGCCAAUUCAAGCUGCCAAAAAACAGCCUCUGUGCCAGCCACGGGUGGUGCAGGCUGUGUGCAUGGACAGCUGGCACCUGACUGCCCGUGCCCGAGGGCAGCUGCUGUCCCGAGGCUGCAGGGACAGGUCUGUGGCACAGAAACACCCAGCUCAGCCCUGCCAGCGAAACCCUGGAGGCCUUAAGGAUGCUUUGCCCCCUCCUCCAUCCCUGCACUGUGUGCUGCGGGCUCAGCUGGGCAUCCCCUGUGCUGGUGUCACAGAAAACUGCACUGACGGUGGAAAUGUGAAGCUUUGCCUUCAUGGAGGAGAGGCUGCUGGAUUGUGAGAGCUGAAGCUGGACCAGCUGCUGUCCCGCAGGAGCAGAGUGACUCUGUGGACGUUGCAGGCUGACAGGACCUGUUCUGGGUGGGGGAAGAGUCCUCUGGAGGGUUGAUGAAGCAAAGCUCACCCACCUGGCCGAGCUCCCUUUCUCCCAAACUCAGGCUCCCCUCUCCCAGCCCUGCUUUCCCCCCUUUCCAAAGCUGUUCCCAUUCCCGAGGCCCUCGGAGUUUGCCCUGCAGCUGUGGGCACCGGGGGAUCUUGGUGCUUGUUUGUUUGCUGAAGCAUUUCAUGGCUGGGGGAGCUGGAAUCAGCUGCUCCUGAGGUCUUUACACUCCCUGUCCUUGCUGAGCCUCUGUCCCUGCGCUCCUGCCCUCUCUGCUGUCACCUCCUGUGCACAGGCAUCCUGUGCUGCUGUCCCCCCACUGCCAGGGCCACCAAGCACUUACCCACACCAGUUCCUUGCUACGCUGAGUCCUGAAGCAUCAGGAAAGAACUGCUGGGGAAAGAACAAGCCCUACAAUCCCCCAAGGGUGGAUUUUUCCCUUUGGUUUUGUGGUUUUGUUUCUCUACAUCGCCCGUGGGCUUGGGAGGUCAAAUGGGCUCCGCUCCUUCCCAGCUCCUGUGGGCCUUCCCUGGACUGUCUGUGUGUGCUGUGCAUGAGGCUGGGAGAGGGGGCAACCUGGUUUUACUGUUUUAUAUUAACACGUCCUUUUGUAAACCUGUUCUCGAAAUUAUUUUGUACCGAUUCACAUUUGUCUGAGGACUGUGGAUAUUUUUAUACUAGUGCAAGUGCUCUCUGUACAUUUCUGCACGCAUUAUACUGUGUUUUACUCCUUUCCUGGUGGAUGCUGAGAUGUUUUGUAUCGUCUUCUGUUGACACAACACUGGCCUUGUAAUUUUAUCUUACUAUGGAAAUCCAACUGGUUGAUACUGGGUUUUAUAUCGAGGCUCCUACGUGGUUUUGUGCCACAUUGGCACAACACAAGCUGCCUCCUGUUCUGGACAAUUUGUGUGACUUUCUGCUUACAGACAGCGGGAGGAAAGUUCAUCAAUGAGCAGGUUAAUUAAUGGGGGAAAUACAUCCCUUUGGAAAAGAAACGACGAUUUCUUUCUCCCCUGGACAUAGUUUCUCUGUUGCAUGGUCUCUAGUGAAGAGGGCAUGGCCUUGUGAUACUGAGAUCAAUUGUAUUUGAAUUGCAAACUUCUCACAAGCGUUUCAUUCUUCGGGUUUUACUCAUCGGUUUUAUUCCAGCAACAGCCACACAGCCAGGCUGGAGUUUCAUGGAGAAAAUUCUGAAGCUUUUCCAGGUCUGUUGUUGGCCGGCCUCAUGUCCUCCUCUGCUAUCCAGAGGAGCAGUUGCCUUUGGGAGGUUUCUCCCCCAUAAAAGCAAAACGUGUCAAUUUGAAAUGAGUCUUAA